Messenger RNA from Caenorhabditis auriculariae, 22484 nucleotides. NCBI's taxonomy places the organism in Eukaryota, Metazoa, Nematoda, Chromadorea, Rhabditida, Rhabditidae. The record is from the annotation of a GenBank genome assembly.
AUGUGCUCAAAAUUGAUUUCCAUACAAAUCCUGAUUAUUUUCCUGCAUUCAACCGUUGCUGACAUUUAUUUUGGUGGGUUUUUUUUAUUUUUCAAUUUUUUCUGUACAAAGAUUAGUAUCAAAAAAAUGGAAAAUUCAAUAAAAUAGGUUUCUCAUUGGAGCGCACUUGUACUCCUAAACUCGGCCUUUUUUGGGAUGAAAGAGUGGUCUCUAGGGUGGCAAGCGUAACGCUCUCGUAGUUUCACUUGAGGGGGCACUAAGACUUGAAAAAGUGGCCACUUUAGGGGAUUAUUUUAGAGGAUUCUAUAAGUUUUUCAAACUUUUCUAUCUGGAGAAAGAGCUAAAAAAAACCCCUAUAAGGACCACUCAAGCUCGAGGCUCAACCCCUAUAGGGGCCACCAAAGCAUUCAGCCCUCUAGGGAGCACUAUAGGGACUUUUUUCUCGAACCCCUUUAGGGACCACUCUGGCGUUUCUAAGUAUUUUUGGAUUAAGUCGUCGAUUUUCCAGAUAAAAACUAUGAAGACGUCGUUUCGACGAUUUCAGCGGCUGAAAAAGUCGAAGUCCACGAACACGAACAUGUUCAUUAUCACAAGCACGAUCAUUACAAUGAGCCUAUGGUAUUUUUUUUUUUGAGAUAUUUGGUUCUUUUGAUAAUUGAAUAAGGUAAAUUUGUACCUAUACAGUCUACUAACCAUUGGAAAUUUGACAGCUUCAAAAAAAAAAAAAAUGAUGAAAAAUUUUUUUUCGCAUUUUUCGCUCAAAAACAACCUAAAAAGCUUUCUAACUCUAAAUUUUCAUGUUAUAAUAAAUCCUGAAGACCACGGUCGCAUUUGGAAUGGCUCUGCUUGAUUUUUUUAACAUUGCGCCCGACUUUUGACGGCUUACGCGCUUUUGCUUUUGGAAGCGUAUGAAAACGCUGAUUUUUUUCGAACUAUCAAGCCAUUCCAAAUGCGGCCCAAAAUUUUUUUAUUUUUUUAUUUUUUUCUGAAUUAAAUGCUUUAAAUUAACAAAAAAAAAAUGUUUAGCUCAGGAAAAUUUUAAAAAAAACUAACAAAAGUCAAUUUAACGUUUCAGAAAUCCGCUCUUCUUCCCAGAAAAACGAGAAGCGUCGAUGACGUCACGAUUGACGUAAUUAACAGCUAAUUAAUCAAUAAUUAACCUCCUUAACUCAUUACAGAAGGUCGUGGAAAAUUCCGUUGACGCGGAGAAAUUCACAAAAUCAGAAAAACUCCGAAAUUCUCCAAUUUCAAGGUCUCGUCGCUGGCCUGAUUAUCCUCCGUACACGUCUUAUUAUGCAAAUGUGAGAAUAACACCGUGGUUGAGUGGCUAACAAUGCUGUUGUUGGGUAUAGAGGUCCUUGGUUCGACUCCGGUCGAGGAAAAAUGUAUUUUGUCGUUUUUCUUUAACGAUCUUUAGACUUUUCUUAUACAAAACUUCUUCUGAGAGUUAGAAAUUUGUUUAAACGCUUGGUGUAGUGGCUAAAAGGUCUGUAUUUUGAUAGGGUACUUCCUGGUUCGACUCCUGUCGAGGAAAAAGUUUUUUGCCAUUUUUAUUUGAUGAUUUAAUAGAUUAUUUCUUAUACCUAACUGCUUCUAACAUGCUGAAAAUUCUUAAAACGCUUGAUAAUGUAGCUAAGAGCAUUUUAGUGGGAGAAUGGGCUUCCUGGUUCGGUUCCUGUCGGCGGGAAAAUUUUUUUGUCAUUUUUAUUUUAUCAUUUGUGAUGGAAAUUUUUCAAUAGAACAUUUUUAGCAAUAAAUAAGAUUUUCAUGUAAACAAAAGCUUCAAAAAAGCAGAUAAAACGAUGAUACUGCAUGGAGAGGUCUUUGGUUCGAGUCCUGUCGAGGGAAAGAAUUUUGCCAUUUUGAAAAAAAAUUUCCAACCAAGCAAAGUCGUUUUCAAAUAGUUGUAAAAUUGACUUUCCUAAUUUUUCAAAAUAUUUUCACUUUUUAGACAGCUUUUUUUAGGUAAUAAGAAAUUUAGAACAUCUCAGGAACGAAAUUUAUGAACUGAAUUAAGAUUUUGCAAUCAGGAUUGAAGUUUGCCGGCGAAAAUUGAAGAGAAAACAAAUUUUCAGGCUUAUCCAGGCUACGGCGGCUAUCCGGGAUACCUGACCCCGGCUUAUAGCAACGGAGUUUUUCCCCUGCCUGGCGGAUAUUAUCCGGGAAGCAUCGUCGGUUCAGGAUCCAUGUGGGCGGCGAACGGAGGCCUCGUCGGCAAUAUUUUAUCUUUUCUUGUUGGAUAAAUCGAUUAUUUUCCGUUGUUCAUGUAUAAAAUCGUUAUAAACCUUUGUUUUUGUGAUUUUAUCGAAAUAAAGGAAGAAAGUUGAACUAAAUACCUUGAAGAUAAAGAAAAUCCUUUUCAGAUUUUCGAAAACGCAAAAGACUUGGACGAGCACGAAAAACGGCUUUAAUAAUUUCAAAAAACUACUGCUCUUUUGAAAACCCAUGGAAAUUAUUGGAAUAGAGAAAAUGGCACAAUUUCCUACAAAGUGAACAAUUAGCAUCCUAUUUGAAGAAUAAAUAGAACUUUGAAAGCUAAAAACUGCAACUUUGAAAAAAAAAACCCCCACUUUUGUGCAAAUUGUCGUGUCGGUGACCACGCCGGCGUUGGAAUUUUUCGCGCGCGAAAGCAAAUUUGACCCAAAUUUCGAAUCUGUCCUUUUCUUUUUUUUAAACUAAUUCACGUGUAUUUUCCUUCAUUUCUUCAUUUAUUCCAGUGAACUGUACAUAGGCGGCAACGUCACUGAUGGAAUUUCCUGUCGGCAAAGCCAAGAAAGGUUACUUUUACAUGUUUUAAAAAUUAAAAAAAAGUUUGCAGGAAAAAAAUAGCCGAGCUGCGAAAAAAAGUGCCACAGAAGAGGAUGUGCAAGCGGCGAAAAAGGUAGAAUUAAGAUUUUUAUUAAUUAUUUUAUGAAGAUUCAAAUUUUACAGAAGAGAAGAACGGAAAGCGAAUCCUUUGCGGGUUUCGAACGGAACCAACGAAAUAAGCUCGGAUAUUUCGUUUGUACAUCCUUCAAGUUCAAAGGAAAACCGUAGAGAGAGUUUGAAAAGAAAAAAAAAUGAAAAAACAAUCGGAAAAUAAUUUAGUUUCCAUCGAUUCGUCUUUCCUUUCCUCCGAAGCGUCUUCCUCCUGUGGGGACGAUGGAAAAACGGCGGAUUGUCUCGAAGUUCAAUCCUGUUGGCCUAAAAGUAAGGAAAAUGUUCGAAAAAAUAAAAAUUAUUUUGCAGUCGUUUUCUCGCAUCGCGCCCGCACAAACCUCCUGUACAACGAAGGCUCUCCGGAGGCUAAAUAUGUGGAUUCGGCUGAAGACGAAUGUUUCUUGUGUCAUAAAAAAGGGUUGGAAUCGAACCCGUUGCUGUCCUGCCAAGGGUCUAUGAAUGGCGUUAAAAAACGCAAGUGCAAAUCGAUGUUCCACGUUAAAUGUAUCCAGGUUUGUGUUGAAUAGUGUUAUUUUCUUGAAAAAAUGGUUUUCUUCUCGAAUUAUUUUCAAAUCCGUAUCCAUUCAGGACCCAUUUUUGGUGUUUAAAAUUAAAAAAUUGAUGUUUUUGCUUGGAAAAAAAGUUUUAAUGGAAAGGAAAAAGUUGAAUUUUAGUCGUUUUUCUGCUUUUCUUAGCUCAGAACCUUUUCAGGCCUUUUUUGUAUUGGAUAGUGUUAUUUUCUUGAAAAAAUGCUUUUUUCAGUUUCUAAGGUAGUUUUUCUCGAAACCACCUUUUUCAUUAAUUUUUUCCAGGCGGGACCCAUUUUUUAAUAAAUGAACUGCUUUUUGGAAAUUUUUUUACACAUUCAAAUUUAGUUAAUUUUCUUCUUUUCUCAGUUUCUCAAUUUAUUUUUCUCAAAAUCUGUUAAAAUUACUUUUUACAUUGAUUUUAUCCAUCCAGGACCUAUUUUUGAUCGUUAGAAUCGUAAAAAUUAGUAUUUUGCAUAGAAAAAAUUUUUUUACUUGAAGUUUCAUUGCACAUUUUCAGCUUUAGAGUCAUUAUAAACGUUUCGAACCAUCAAAUUCCGCUCAUAAUAUUAGUUUUUUCAUCGUUUUAAGGCUCAAAAUCUGACCAGUAGUUAUAGAAUUGAUUCCUGGACAUGAUAUAACUGUAGUUUAAAAUAAAAAUUGAAUUUGAUGUUGAAAUUUUGAAAAAUGGUUUAUUUUGCUUGGAAAAAAAGUUUUUAACUUGAAGUAUUAUAGCUCAUUUUUCAGCUUUAGAGUCAUUAAAAGUGUUUCGAAUCAUCAAUUUUUUUGUUCAUAAUAGUAGUUUUUUUCUUAGAUUUCUAGUUCAUUUCACUCAAAAAUUUGUUUUAAAAAUGAAAUUUAAGGCUUUCUGAUCGAUUUUUUUAAUUCAUUUCAUCGAUCAUAUGGAAUAUUUUGAAGCAAGUAAUUAUUUUUAAAAAAAUAAAUUUUUUAGAUUUUUCCUGUUUCUAAAAAAAGCUUUUUUUAUCGAUUCGUUUCAGUUUUUUUGGGUGGUUUGGCAAAAAUCGGCAAAAAAAUCAGAGUUUCUAAAAUUUGCGUGAAAAAAAGAUAUAUUUACUUUUACGUGAAACGUGUUUUUCGAAUUUAGGAAUUUUUUUGGAAAUUACGUGAAAGAAUUUUUUUGGAGUUUAUGGAAUAACAUUUUUUUGUUUCAGUUUAUUUGAUAUAUGGCUUUUUUUGAAAUCAAAACUAAUCGAUAUAUAAAAUAAAUACGUAAAUAAAUAAAAUGAGUGCAAAAAAAUAAUCUAAUUUUUGAAAAAAAUUUAGUGAAAAUGACGAUUUUUUUGUUCAAAAAUAUUGCCUUAUUUUUCAGUUUUUUUCUGUAGAAAUGUCCCGAUUUUUUUAUAUUUUUUUCAAAGUUUUUUUCUCAUGAAUCUAUUUGGUAAGGAAAAAUCGCAUUUUUUUAUAUAUACUGAUUGAAAAAAAUUUUUACAUAACUGUGCGAAAAAAAUCCGUUCUUUAUCUCGAUUUCACAGCAAAAAAUUAGUUUUUUUGCUAAAUUUUUCCGCGAUAUUUGAAUUUAUCUCUGGCUCUCCAAAAUCCAGUUGUCUUUCUCUUUCUGACGGCCUUUUUCAAAUUUGUUUUUUUCAAAUGAAAUAGUAAAAAAAUUUUUGAAAAAAAUUCAGUGAACAUGACGAUUUUUUUCUGUUCAAAAUAUGGCUUAAAUCCCAGUUUUUUUCCUGAGAAUUUUUUUCGAUUUUUUUAUUUUUCUGAAUAGUCAUUAAUUUCCUUUGAAGAACUACAACGGCGGCGACUAUUGUUAUGACUAUGUCCGGGCCCCCGAAGGCCAAGGCUUAAUUCUGUGUCCCCUGCAUCACUGUGACGCGUGUUAUGCGAAUCGACGACGGCAAUCCGCCUUUGAAGGUUCCUUUUUCAUCUUUUUAUUCAUUUUAGAAUCUUCAAACGGGUCCCUAAAAGUUCCAGGAAAAAAAGCAGUCCCUAUAGGCGUCUUUCAAUUUUUUGUUAUGAUUUGAAAGAAGUUAGCGACGUGUUUUUGAAUAAAAGAACAUAUUUUGUGCUUAGGAACGCCAGAGUGAUUCCUCUAGGGGUUUAAGACCUGAUCCAAAGGACCUCCAAGCUCAAGUGGUCCCUAUAGGGUUCUAAAUUUUUUUCCAGAAGAAAAAGACUUUUUAUAAUUUUUUUCAGGUGAAAAAAACGCGAUUUUACUUCAUUUUUUUGAGCUAAAAAUGCAGUUUUACCCAGUUUUUUUAAAUGAAAAAAACAUUAUUUUACUUGAUUUUUUUAAAGUGAAAAAAAGGAUUUUUUUAUUGGAAUUUUUCAAGUGAAAAAAAUAGAAUUUUUCCCAGAAAAAUUUUUAAAGAAAAAAAUCAAACUUUAUCCGUUUUUUUCAGUAAAAAAAUUAAAAUUUCACCCAGUUUUUUUGAUAGAAAAAAAUUUUUUAGCUAAUUUUACAAGUAAAAAAAUGAAAUUUCAUUCAGUUUUUUUCUAAGGAAAAAAAGCGGUUUUUCAAAUUUUUUUCAAGUAGAUAAUGUAAUUUUUACACAGUUUUCCAUUGUGAAAAGUCAAUUUUACCCAAUUUUUUUGAGAUGAAAAAAAUGCAUUUUUUUAAUUAAUUUUUCAAAGUUUAAAACGAAAUUUUUAUCCGAUUUUCCAGUAGAAAAAAAUGCAAUUUUUUUCCUAAUUAUUUAAGUUAAAAGUGCGAUUUUUAUUCAGUUUUUUUAAUGGAAAAAAAUUUUUUUAGCUGAUUUUACAAGUGAAAAAAAUGAAAUUUCAUACAGUUAUAUUAAGGAAAAAAACGGGGGUUUUUUUCAAAAUUUUCAAGUAGAUAAUGCAUUCUUACUCAAUUUUUCAAUAGAAAAAUGCAUUUUGUCUUGAGUUUUUAAGUGAAAAAUGCAUUUUUAUCCGAUUUUACAGUAGAAAAAUGCAAUUUUACCCGAAUUUUCAAGUGAAAUAUUGCAAUCUAACCUAAUUUUUUAAGUGAAAAAUGAAAUAUCGCCCAUUUUUCUAGUAGAAAAAUGCAAUUUACCCGAAUUUGUAAGGGAAAAACUCACAUUUCCCUAAUAAACUGUCCAUUUUUCCCAGGAAAUCUGCUGGAAUGCAUCUCGUGUAACCGAGCUUUCCACUCGGUGAAUUGUUUGCCCGCUGGCGGGAUCAAGAUCAAUAUCAACGUUGUUGAAGGCCCUGAAAAGGUAAAGUCAUCUAGGAAAAGCCCCAAGAAAUGAGCUUUUUUCCAGUACAAGGGUAGUUUUAUCGUCUGUCCGGCACACGCAAAGCUGCCGUCACUGGGAAGGCCCCACCUGACCAUUUGUUGCGAAUGCGAGAAAGGUGAGAAACGGGAAUGUCUUAUAGAGAAAAUAAGGCUUUUAAAAAUGGAUUUUUUUAAAAAAAACAUUUUUUUCAGGCUUCAAAUUGAUUGAUUAUGAAAAAAAGUGGGUUUUAAGAGGUUUUUGGCCGAAAAAAAAAUAAAUAAAAAAAAUUUUAUAUUUUUUUGGGCUUAAAAGAGAUUUUUUUGACGUAGAAAAUAGGCUCUUUUUGAGAUUUGUUACCUAAAAAAAGGAUUGUAAGUGUCUAAAAAUGAAUUUUUUUAGGCUUUAAAUGAUAUGAUUUUUUUGGAGUUGAGGCUAUUUUUAAAAGGUUUUUUUGCCGAAAAAAAUCGAAUAAAUAGAUAAAAAAAUUCAUAUUUUUUUGGGGCUUUAAAGAGAUUUCUCUUCUGGGAAAAUAGGCUUUUUUUGAGAUUUUUUUGCUGAAAAAAUGGAAUGAAAUCAUUAAAAUAUUUUUUUCUAGGCUUCAGAAAUGAUUAAAAAAAUUGGGAAAAAAAUCAGCAUUUUUUUGAGCUUGGUUGCCGAAAAAAAUCUAAUUAAAAGCAUUAAUUUUUUUCAGACUUGAAAAAAAUACAUUUUUUUGAAGAAAAAAAUAGGAUUUUAUUGAGAUUAGACGUCGGGAAAAUCGAAUAAAAAAAGGUUAAAAUCUUUUUCUAAGCUUUGAAAAAUUUUAUUUUUUUGGAGGAAAAAAACAGGUUUAUUUUGAGAUUUUUUUGCUGAAAAAAAUUGAAUAAAAAAAGGUUAAAAUUUUUUGGGCUUCAAAAAUGAUAAAUUUCGGAAGAAUAUAGAGUUUUUUGUGCCGAAAAAAAUUGAAUUUCAGGUUUUUUUGGCUUCAAAACGUACUGUUUUUUGGAGAAAACAGGCUUUUUUUCUUGAGAAAUUAGAAAUUUUGUUGAAAAAAAGAAGAAAUGAAGUUUUUGAUUUUUUUAGAUUUAUAGUUUAUUUUUGUUGAAAAAAAAAAAAAAACUAGUUUAUUAAUUUUUUUAUGGGCUGAAAAAUUGGAUAGGAAGCCCAUUUUUAAUAUAGUUUUCUCAAAGAAAUUUUGAAAAAAAUAUUUUUUUUUGCAGACGACGGGGAGCUGGAGGAGUGUCACACCUGUGUCCGUUCCUACCAUCCGAAAUGCCGACUGAUCGAAUUCCUCGACGGCCAACCCAUUCCCAAGAAUCGCUGCGAGUCCUGCGCCCAUCAGGAAACCAUCCGAAUCAAUCGAUACGCCUUGGCGAAAUUCAAAAAUUUGUCAGUUUUUGAAAAAAACCUCUUUUUGUUGCUUAAAAGCUGAAGCUUGUAAAAGUAGGAAAAGCUGAAAAUCUUGAUUUUCCCCUUUUUUUUGGCUUGAAAUACGAGAAAAAGGUCCAACUUCUUCGUUUUUUUAAUGAAUUUGUCACUAGAAAAAAAUAAUUUAAUGGAAAAAAAGACUUUUUAAGUUCAAAAUUAUCCUUUUUUUGCAUAAAUUUAUGAGUUUAGAGGUUAAAUUUGACCAAUUUUUUUAUGAUUUUUUUCUGGGUUUUUGUAAUUGAAAAAGAAGCUGAAAAAUGGCUGAAAAAAAUUACAUGAAAUUUUGAAAUUUCUUUUUUUGCUUGAAAUAAAAAGUACGCGAAAAAUGGCUUAUAUAGAUGAAAAAAAGGUCCAGCUUUGUCAAACUUGAAUAAACUGUCAGUAGAAAAAUAAUUUAAUGGAAAAAAAAGACUUUUAAGUUCAAAAUUGUCCUUUUUGCAUAAUUUUAUAAGUUUGAAGGUUAAAUUUAACCAGUUUUUUUAUGAUUUUUUUCUGGGUUUUCUAAUGGAAAAGAAGCUGAAAAAAAUGGUUGUAAAAGUAUGUUUUUCCCUAUAAAAUACUGAAAUUUUGAAAUUUCUUUUGCCUAAAAAAAGAGAAAAAAAGUGGAUUUUCUAGUUGAAAAAAAGGUCCAAGUUUGUUUUUUUCGGAAAAAAAGGAUUGAAAAGGAUAAAUUUCCCCUUUUUUUGGAAAAUGAGAAAACAGAUUUUUUGAUUUGUAAGCGGUUUUUUAUGUUCCAAGAUUGGUUUAGCUUGAAUUUUUGGGUGCAAUUUCAGACCAAGUUUCAAGAUUUACCUGGGUUUUUAAUGUUAAAAAAAUGCUGUAAAAGUUAAUUUUCACCAUAAGAAAUAACGUGGAAAGUUUUGAAUUUCCCUCUUUUUUUGACCUUUUCUCGGUGGAGCAUAGUUGCCUUUUUGGUCUUUUUUUUCUCAACAGUUAUACUUUUUGCUCAAUCUUUUCACUAAAGACGAGAUUUUUUUUCUAAAAUGAUGGAUUUUUGCUCGGAAAUCGAUAAUUUUUUCAGGUUUUAUCCCUGCCAAGUUGUCGAAUGGGACAAGUAUCCGCAGAAGAAGGAUUCGUGAGUUUUUUUCAGGUUUUUUUGAAAAAAAGAAUGAGACAGAGUUGAAAUUGAAGCAUUUUUUUCAAAUUUUUUUGAGUUUUUCGUGGUCAAAAUUUGAUAAAAAAAUUUUAGUUUUUUUCUGGGUUUUAGUAGUCAAAUUUUUGAUAGAGAAUUAACGAUUUUUUUAGAGAAAUUUGUCGAUUUUUUUCAGGCGAUUUGGAAAGUUUUAUAUACUGGGAAAAAUUCCCUCUAGCGUCCACUUGAGUAAUUUUUCGAGCAAUAAUUGGAUAGGGCCCUGAAGUGGCCACUAUAGUAGCUUUCAGGCGUCUAUUAGUACUUUUUGAGCUUCUAAAGAGGCCUCUUAGGCCACUAACUGGACUACUAAAGCGGCCACUAAAGCGUCAAAACCCUAAAGGGGCCACUAAGAUUUAGACACUAAAGUGGUCACUUAUUUGACUACUGUAGUGGUCACUAAAGUAGUUUUCAGUGGCCCAGUAGUGCUACUUAGACCCCUAAAGAGGCCUCUUAGUUUUGGUCACUUAAGGGGCCACUAACUGGACUACUAUAGUGGCCACUAGUACUUCAAAACCCUUAAGAGACCCCUUCAACUUCAGAAAAAAAUAAGUAAUUUCCAGACGAUUUGGAAAACUUGGAUUUACGGCCGUAGAAUGGGCGGGACCCAAAAAAGAGAAAUCGAUAAUCCCGAUCAAUGCCCUCGUCCCGCUUUUCGACAGUUCCUUCGAUCUCUAUUCGAAGAAGAUCAAGUUGAACGAGGACGAGUUUGAAGGUACCUUUUGGGCUUACCAGAAGGGAAAUUAAUCCAUUUUGAUGUUUCAGCCUGGAAGGAAAUGAUCGACGACCUGGAGGAACCCCAGUGGCCCCACCCCUACAAGACGGUCCGACGACAAAUUGUGGUCCUUAUUCACGUUUUUUUUUAAAGAAAAUAUUAACAAAAAUCGAUUUUUAAUGCAUUAUUUCGAAGCUAAAUUCAGGAAAAUGUGCCAAAAAAGUAAUUUUUCAACCGAAAAAAUUAUGAAAGUAGCUUUUUUCCGCUCGAAAAUCUGAUGAAAAAGAAGAUUUUUGACACACAAAUUCGAUUGAAGUUGGUCCAGAUUGUUUCAUUUUUGAGCUGAAUUCGGGUAAAUAAGCGGAAAAGCGUUAUUUUAGCUCAAAAAAAUUUUUUGCAUAGAAAACGUGAUCAAAAUCUUUUCAGAGUGCAUUAUUUUUUUGAUCUAAAGUUAUAAAAAAAUGUUUUCCCUCAGAAAACGAUGUUUUUAAAAAAAUAUUAAAAAAAUUUUUCGAAUCAGUUUCAGGCCGAAUUCUCGAAACAUUGCCCAUUUUUUUAAAUUUUUCAAAGAAAAUUAUGCCUAAAAAAACAUAACAAAUAUAUCAAAUUCUCGGGAUUUUUUUAAAGAAUUUUUUUCGAGGAGAAUUUUUUUGACCGAUUUUUACAAGAUUUUUUUAUGUUUCAAAUAAACCUUGUUUGAGAAUUGAACUGUUUAUUUUUAUUAAAUAAAAAACUGCGAUGUCAAUAUUUCAUUUUUGGAGUCUUGUGGAGCGGAAAAGUCUGUUUGGAAAACUAGGCCAUGCCGCAAUUUUGCUCCCCGGAACAAUUCAGAUCACAAAAAAAAUUUCAAGUUCGAAGUGAGGAGCAUGUAUCCCAUAUCCCAGAAAAAUGAUUAAGAAAAAGAAAAAAAAUCUGAAUUUCAAAGAGUUCCAUGGAGCGAACUCUCGGCGUGGCCUAGUUUUCCAAACCGACCGACUUUUUCAGCAUGAAAUUUCAAUUUUCCAAUCUUUUUUUGGGAUUUUUUUGAUCAAAAUAAGCCUAAUGUUGGUUUUCAGGCUUCGGUCUACUACAACAAGGAGCUGAAGAAGAACCUUCCAGUGGAGGAUGUUCUGCGGUGUGAUUGCAAAAUCGGCGUCAAAAAUCGAUGUGGAGAUCAAUCUUGCAGCAAUCGACAAACCGACAUGGAGUGCCCUGCGGUAACUUUUUUUUGGAUUGAAGGAAAGAAGAUAGUUCUGUCUAGUGGCCACUUAAGAGAUUCACCGAGGGCACUGAAGGGACCACUUGAAAAAAAAAACCCAUGGAAGCCACUAUUCCGCUUCUUAGUGACCACUAUAGUAUCAGUUAGACUUCCAAAGAGGACACUAGAGUGGCCACUUAAACUUAAAAACCCUGAAGUGUCUACUUGAAGAAAAAAGUGAAAUUUUGGAACAAAGGUUGGACUGUAGAGCUUUUCCGGAUAUUUUCCAUUUUAGCCACUUAAGUGACCACUAAUGCGAAUACUGAAGGGGUCACUAGAACUAAAAACCCUUAAGAGUCCACUCGAAGAAAAAAAAAAAAGGAUAAAGUUUGAACCAAAUGAACUUUUUCGGACAUUUUCCAUUUUAGCCACUUAAGUAACCACUUAUGCGACUACUGUAGGGGUCACUAGAAUUUAAAAACCCUAAAAUGGCCACUUGAAGAAAAAAAUAAAAAUUUUAACUUUUUCGGACAUUUUCCAGAAGAUGACUAGAGUUUCCAAAGGUUUUGAGAAUAAAAUGAUUUUCGGAUAAAUUUUAGGAAUGUUCUGAAAAUCCCGGCGGCUGUCAUAAUCGAGACGUUUCUUCGAAAACCCCGUGUCCCGAUAUCGAACGAAAAAAGACGAAAACGCGAGGUUAUGGCGUUUUUGCCACGAAAAAUAUCCCCAAGGUGAUUGGAAUCAAAGAAAAAAGAAACCAAAAAAAAAAAUAAUUUCAGGGCACUUUUAUCGCCGAAUACGCCGGAGAGAUCAUCAACGCCGAAGAGUGUGCCCGACGGGUCAAUUUAAUCAAAAUCGCCCGAGAUUCCGAAGCCCAACUCUACAUGAUGUCCCUGAACGCCGUGAAAACGGUCGACGCCGCCCGGGCUGGGAAUAUUGCCAGGUGCGCUUUUUUGAGUGAGGGUGCGCGAUUUUUUGGGGAUUGUGCGCGAUUUUGCGAGGUUGUUGCGCGAUUAUGAAGGGUUGGUGCGCUUUUUUGAGGGGUUGGUGCACUUUUUGGAAAUUUGCAGUUUGAUCUUUUGUGACACUGGUGCGCGAUUUUGAAGAGGUGGCGCGCAAUUUUUGGGGUCGCCGCUAUUUUGAGGGGUUGGUGCGCGGUUUUGAAGGAGUGUGCUCUAUUUUAAGGGGUUGGAACUCGAUUCGGCGGGGAUAUGUAGCGAUUGUUCAUAGGUAUUGGCCCGCAUUUUUUUGAAUAAUCAAGGCGCAAUUUUUUGGAGCAGGUGCGCUUUUUGGAGGGGUAGGAGCGCGUAGAUAUUAAAGAAAACGCGAUUUUCGUAAAAAUCUAGCUAGAAAACAGAGAAAACUUUUAAAAUUAUCGUGUGGAAGUAUUGCAGGGUGCGCUUGUUUGAGGGGCAGGAGCGCGAUUUUUGGAGGUAGGUGCGCUUUUUGAAGGGGUUCGUGCACGAUUUUUGGAGAGCGGAGAAAACCUUCACGUGCCUUUUUUUUUUGAAACUAUAUUGAAUCAUCAAAAUGGUCUACGCCUUUAAACUUGGCUGACAAGUAAUUAAACAAAAAAAAAAUUCAGACUUUAUUAAUUUUCGAAAUUUUUGAGCACAUUUUCAUGAUUUUUCUUUUUUUGUAGAUACGUGAACCAUUCGUGCGACCCGAAUUGCAUAAUUCGGAUGGUGAAGAUCGUUUUCAACGACGGCGAGGGCAAACGGAUGGGCCGAUACGAUGAUCGGGUGGCCCUGUACGCCAAGAAAGAUAUCCAAUCAGGUCUUGCAACGAAAAUAUCCCGGAAAAAACGAGCGAUUUUGAAGGCGAAGAACUGACUUUUACGUAUAAUAUGUUCGGCAAGGAGUUGGCCCUGCCGGAGUGUCGAUGUGGCGCCGACAAUUGCAGCGGAAGUUUGAAGGGACGAUCUCCGCAGGUUUGUUUGGGGGUGGGUACCAGAAAAUGCUAUGAAAAUAUGGGAAAUAUAGUCAAAAAUUGAUUGAAUUGGUUGAAAAAAACGGAUUUUUUGAUAUAGUUCCUGGAAAAAAUGGGUAAUUUUGUCGUUUUUAUAAGAGAAUGUGAUCAAAAAAACGACUGAUUAAAUUGAAAAAAAAAGGUUUUUUUUUUAUGAUAAAGGUUCAGAAAAGUUGUAUUUAGGUCGUUUUUUCAACUUUACAAGGUUUUUUGAAUAUAGUUUCAGAAAAAACCGGUUAGAAGGUCGUUUUUAUGUGAAAUUAUGAUGAAAAAAAUGAAUGGUUAGGUUGAAAAAAAGGUUUUUUUGAUAUGGGUAGAAAUUCAAGGUUCAAUAAAGUUUAUUUAUGACAGAAAAAAAGGUGAUAAGCUGUCGAAAAAGCAUAUUUUUUGGUUUAGGAAAAAAAAAAUUGGGUUACGACCUUCUUAUGGGAAAAUGUAGUCAAAUUGAUUUCAUUGAUUUGGUUGAAAAAAAAACAGGGUUUUUUGAUAUAGUUCCUGAAAAAAAAAAAUGGGUAAAUUGGUCGCUUUUAAGCAAGGAUAUGAUUAAAAAUUACUGAUUAGGUUGAAAAAUGGGGUUGUUUUUGAAUGGGUAGAAAAAAAAUUGGGUUUAACGGUCGCUUUUAAGCAAGGAUUUGAUAGGAAAAGAUUGGAUAGGUGAAAAAAAAAGUUUUUUUCGUAAAGGUCCAGAAAAACUAGUCUGAAAGGUCGUUUUAUGCAAGAAUAUGAUGAAGAAUGACUAGUUGGGUUGAAAAAAUUGUUUUUUUUUACCUAGUUCAAGAAAAACGGAAUGAAAAUGUCGUUAUUAUGGAAAAUUUGAUCAAAAAAAGAUGGAUUAGAGCGAAAAAAAUUAGGUUUUUUGAUAUUGAAAUGAAAAAAACUGUGUUAAAAAAAGUCGUUAUUAUGAGAAAUUUUGGUCAAAAAAAGAUUCAUUAGGUUGAAAAAAAUAGGUUUCUUUUUGAUGAAGAUAGAAAUUUUAGGUUUAAUAAAUGGUUAAUAAGAACAAAAAAAAGGUGAGAAUUUGCCGAUUUGGGGAAAAAAAUUGAGUAAAAAAGGACUUUACUAUGUGAAAAUGAGAUCAAAAGUUAUGAUUAGGUGAAAAAAAAUAAAUUUUUUUCAGACAUAGGUCAAGAAAACCGAAUGAAUGGGUCGUUAUUUAUGGGAAAAUGUGAUUAAAAAUUGAUUGGUUAGGUUGAAAAAUGGGUUUUUUUUAUAUGAGUACAAAUUUAGGGUACAUAAAAGGUUUAUUAUGACAGAAAAAAGGUGCAAAGUUGUCGAAAAAGACUUUUUCUUUCAGAAAAAGAAGGACUGUGUGAAAAAUUUGAUCAAAAAGACUGAUUGUGUUGAAAAAAAUAGGUUUAUUUCAAUAAAGGUAGAAAUUAAGGGUUCAACAAAGGUUUAUUAUGGCAGGAAAAAGGUGAAAAAUUGUCGAAAAGGCAUAUUUUUUUAUGGCUUUGGGAAAAAAAUUGGGUAAAAGGUCGCUUCUAUGUGAAAAUAUUAUCGAAAAUGACUGAUUAGGUUUACAAAAAAAAAAAAGGGUUUUUCUUUUGGAAAAGGUAGGAUAUUAGGGAACCCAGAAGUUUAAUUAUGACAGAAAAAAGGUGCAAAGUUGUCGAAAAAGGACUUUUUUGUUUUACAAAAGCUUUGAAAGAUCGGUUUUAUGGGAAAAUAAGAUCAAAAAUUGAUUGAUUUUGUUGAGAAAACAUGGUUUUUUUAGUAUAGGUACAGAAAAGUUGGAUGAAAAGGUGAAAAAUUUGAUCAAAAAAUACAAAUUGGGUUGGAAAAUCAGGAAUUUUUUUGAUGUAGUUAGAAAUUUGAGGCACAAAAAAGGUUAAACAUGACAGGAAAAAAAAGGUGAAAAGUUGAGAAAGUUGGCUGAGUUUGAUUUUUGAGAGAAAUAGUUCAAUCAUGAGUUUUCUUGUUCCCAUGCAAUAAUUUCAGGAUUCGAAAGACUCGAGUAACGAUUCUCUGGCGAAUUCUCCGCCUCCUGUCGGCCGGAAAAGGAGUCGAACUUCCAGUACUGGUGCUCCGUCGGCGAAAUAUGCAAGAAAUGGUGAAUACCGUGACAAAAAUGAUGAAAAAAGGGCUUAAAAUGACAUAAAAUCUCUCCAAAUAAUUGUACUUAAGAACGCCAGAGUGGUCCCUAGAGAGGCAAAUUUAGGACCACUUAACCGCCCCCUAUAGGGGACACUAAGGCUCGCAAAAGUGAUCACUUCAGGAAAGCAUGCUAGUGAUCCCUAUAGGUUCUUUCAUCAAAUCAUAAUAAUUGUUUAAAACCCCUAUAGGGACCACUUAAGAGACCUCAAACCCCUAUAGGGACUAUCGAAGAUUUAUCCCUAAAGGGAGCACUUUUUCUGACCCUCAGACGCUGUUUUUCUCCAUUGCUAGUGCUAGAGGCGAAGCUGGAAAUGUUUAGUGGGCACUUUAGGGUUUUCGACGUUUUAGUGGUCACUAUAGUGGUCGAUUAAGUGGUCACUUAAGUGGCUAAAGGCCUUUUCAGAAGUCUAAUAUUACUUGGCCACUACAAACUACUAUAGUAACCACUAAAAACAAAACUUGUGGUUUCUACAGAGGUGGUUUAAGUGGCCACUUCAGGGUUCCAAAGUUUGAGAGGUCACUUAAGUGGCUGGAACUUAGUGGCCCCUUUAGAAGUCCAAGAGGUACUAUAGACCACUAAUAACUACUAUAGUGGCCACUAAAACGGAAAAUAGUGGCCCCUAUAGAGGUUAUUUUAGUGGCCACUUUAGGGUCCUCUCCCAGUAGCCCUGGAGGGACCUCUUAAGUGACCACUAGAAUUUUUUGCUUAUUAGAAAGCUGAAAAUUCCCGAUUUUCCAGGCGGCUCUCGAAAUUCGACGUCUUCUCAGAAAAAGAACAAAUCCGGAUCUCAAAAUCAUCAACAGGUGAAGAAUUUUCAAAAAUAAUCGGCCCCGCCCCUCGCAAAAAAAAAAUAAUUCGGAUUAUAAUAUUUCUGUCAUUUAUUCAAUAAUUAAUUUAUUCACUGACUUUCUCGAUUCUGUCAUUUAUUAGAACUAAUUUUUUUCCUUCUUCUUCUUCUUCUUAUUUCUAUCUUUCUUUUUAUUUUUUUAUCCCUCCCCAUCUCUCUCACUUCUUGUUUCGUUCCAAAUAAACCUUUUUUUCCCGAUUGUUGCAUGUGUGUAGUUUGAUCGCAGUGCAAAGGACUGGAAAUUGUACUUUUUUCUCAAUUUUUCGAAUUUUUUCUGACCUUUUUCCUCGUUCAGAUGCCCACUGACUGGCCUCAACAGCAGCAACAUCGAAAUCCGGUAUUUUUCAAUUUUUUUUAAGGCCUUUUUUGAGAGAUUCUUGGUGGAAAUGGCUUUAUUACGGCGUUUUUGAAGGAAAAAUGACUUUUUUUCCGAUUUUUUAAUGGCUAUAAUAAGCCUAUUUGAAAGAAUAUUAGUGAAAAUGGCCAUUUUUUUGACAUUUUUUUGAAGGAAAUUUUUUUAGUAAAAGUGACUUUUUUUCUGAUUUUUUUAAUGGUUAUAAUAGGCUUUUUUUGGAUGAAAAACUCAUUAACAAAUGAUUUUUUUCACUUUUUUUGAGUGAUUUUUUUCAGUAUUUUUUUCAAAGGAAAGCUCAAUAAAAACGGCUUUUUUUCAAGCUUUUUUGGAAAAAAAUGGCUUUUUCGUCUUUAAAUAAUGAAAAUAGGCCUUCUGAAAAAAAUUAUUUUUUUCCGAUUUUUUUGACUGAAAAUAGGACCUUUAAGUAGAGAUUAAGUCAGAAAAAAAUGACUAUUUUUCCGGUUUUUGAAAUGAUUUUUUUCAGAGAGAAGGGGCUUUUUCAACCUUGUGAGAAAAAAAUUGUGUGUGAAAAAUGCUUUUUUUGCCUUCCGAAAAAAAUUACCAUUUUUUUACGGUUUUUUUGACUGGAAAUAUGACCUUUUUUUGUAGAUAAAGUCAGAAAAAUGGCCUUUUUUUCGGUUUUGGUGUUGGAAUUUCGGCCUUUUCCGAACAAUAUUUAGCGAAAAUAUGUUUUCAUAUUAUAAAAAUAGGCUUCUUUUGAAGAAAUUUCUAUUAAAAAUGGCGUUUUUUCGGUUUUUGAGUGGGAUUUCGGCCUGUUAUAAGAAAAAUAAAUUUUGAUCCGUUUUGAAAUGAUGUAAAAAGGCUAUUUUCGAAGAAAAAUUCAGUGAAUAUUCUUCUUUUUCUCAAUUUUUGAGUAAGUUCCGCUUUUGCAAAAAAAAAAGUCGGUGAAAAAUAAUUUUUUUUAAUUUUUACUUGAUGAAAAUUGGAUGUUUUUUUGAAGAGAAACUCGAAAAAAAUGGCUUUUUUUCGAUUUAUGAGGGAAAUUCCAGCUUUUUCGAAUCAGAAUUUAAAAAAACUUGGUAAAUUCCGAUUUUGAGCUAAUUUAUCCGUAGAGCGCGUUUGGUGUCGUUUUUUUGAAAAAUUUUUUUGGAACCGAUUUCCUUCGUAUUUUUUUGAAGGAAUUUUUAAAUGAAAAUGGAUUUUUUUAAAAUGUAAAUUUUUCAGGAUCACCAGCAGGGAUCUUCGGCCCAUUUUGAAUGGGCCACGAUCAGUCCCAAGUUGGUUUUUUAUCCAGAAAAGGGGAAAAAAUUUUUUUAGUCCAAAAAAAGUAGAAAUUGAAAGAUCUUGAUGAGCUCAAUAUGGCUUAGAAACGCUAGAGGGGUCCCUUGAAACAUCCUCUUUAGGGACCACCUCAAUUUUCCCUCUAGGGGUCACUUAAGCUCACAAAAAUGGCCUAGGGAAGCCUACCAGAAGUACUAGGCAAACAAAAUUUGGAAGGCCGCUUUAGGGACCACUUGAGUUUCAAGCGCUUAGGGAUCAGACUCUGAACCCCUCUAGGGAGCACUAAAUAGGGAAUUUUUGUCCCUAACCCCUGUAGGGACCACUCUAGGGUUCCUGAGAGGCUCCUGUAUGCUGCUUCAUGUUAUAAUCGAUUCUUAAGAUUUUGGGGCUUACUGGAAAAAAGCUCUAGGGGCCCCUUAAGUGGUUCCUUAAGAGACCUUGGAGAGGACACUAAAGUGACCACUAAGCCACUCCUUUAGAAGCGUCUAAGUUGUCACUAUAGUAGUUUUUAGGCGUCUAAUACUACCACUUAGGCCACUAAAUUUCAGCCACUUAAGUAGUCACUAAUUUGACUUCUAUAGUGGCCACUAAGCCGUCGAUACCCUAAAGUGACCACUCAAAAUUUUCCCUAGAAAUUUGAAGAAGUGUGAAAUUUGGACUUUUCCUUGCAUUUCCAAAAAAAAAAAUCGAUAAAUUUGGAGGGCGUCGUCCAAGUGCAGCUCCGCGAUCAGUACGGACGUGAAAUGAUGCCCGUCUACCGAAACGCGCCCCCGGAAGUCCUGCAUCACCUCCGCGAGUACGAGAGAUGGCUCCAGGAGCAGUCGCAAAUGUUCUGGCGCCCGGCGCUUUUGCCGCCGCCCGGACCGCCCAGUAGACAGCUCUCAAUCCUGCCGCCACCACCGGUCGCCCCCGCCGCGCCACAACCUGAGCGACCGCAGGCGCGACGCUGGUCCCCGACUUCCAGCAUCGCCUCCGAGGCCGACACCUCCUUCGGCUUCAAUCCGCCCGUCGACAACGUCAAGCCCAAGGUGAUUGGAGACAGAAAAAGCCGCAAAAGUGACGGUAUAUAUCGCGAAAGUCUCGCAUUUGCCUAGACAUGAUAUCGCAUGUUCUUUGGCGUGGGGAUUUCCUUGGCGCGACCUCGAAUUCACCUCAGCGUAACCUCCCGGACAGUGAAAUUAAAAAAUACGAAAGGGCUGGCGGUACAACGACGAUAUCGCAAAAGUCCCACGCCGCUCUCGCAUUUCCUAAGCGCGAUAUCGCGUUUUUCUCGGAGCGACAUCACGUUUUGCAUUUUCAAUUUUUUUUUUUUGAGUGUUUGUGUAAAGCCAGAGAAAUGCGAUAUCGCGGCUAGAAAAAUGCGAAAGCAAGGGCGGGAUUUUCUGCGAUUUUGGCUGGUGGUACAUUAACGAUAUCGCGAAAGUACCGCGCCGGUCUCGCAUUUCCUACGCGAUAUCGCAUUUUUUCGGCGCGGUAUCGUAUUUUCUCGGAGCGACAUCGCAUUUUGUAAGUUUUUCAAUGUUUUGAGUGUUUGAGUGAAGCGAGAGAAAUGCGAUAUCGCGACUACAAAAAUGCGAACGCGACUACAGAGCGAGAUUUUUGCGAUAUCGUAUCAGUAAGAGUGUUUUUGACCAUUUUUUCAGUAGAAAUCCUCCCCUUCAAUUUCCGAUUUUCAGCCGGGAACUUCAAGGAAACGGGCUUCCAACACGACCGGAUGGCGCCCGCGAACGCCGUCUUUCCCGAUGCCGAUCCCCUGGCCGGUGGCCUCGUCGACCCCCCGCAGAAGUCCUUCCAAGUCUCCCAGCCGGGAGCCGACCGCCAAAAGAGUUCCGUCUCGAGUCCGUUCGAAGUCUCCGCCCGUCUUGUCGCUGGCUCAUCUCCCGGCUGGCAAGGCGAGCAGGUCCAAGAAGGCUCCCGUAAGUGCUUUUUUGGGGUCUACAACAGAUUGUUUGAAGGCCAGGGUGUUUUUUGAGAGGAGCUUUUAAAGGCGCAGCAUGUUUUUGUAAGAGAGGGUCCAGGAAGGAGCAUUUUUAGAAUGCGCUAUUAAAGGCACAGCACGUUUUUGAAAGGGAAGGUUCAUAGCUUCCGCAAGCGCUCAGGUUUUUUACUUUGGUUUGAAAGAUUUUUAGAAUAAGCUAUUAAAGGCGCAGCGCUCAACUUCUCUUCGAGACCUGAUUCGACAAUUAAGGGCACCGUGAAUAGGGUUUAAAGGCGCAGCGAGUUUACCUAUUAAAGGCACAGAAAGAGCGCUAAUUUCACAAAGGAAGGCGCUUCUUCUAGUUGAGAAAGAAAGAUGUCGAAUUUUUCAAAGGCGCAGAGUGUUUCUAGGAUGCGUUAUUAAAGGCGCAGACUUUUUUUUAGAAUGCACUAUUAAAGGCGCAACAUGUUUUUAGAGUUGUCAAUGAAGAAGCGGUGUUAUCUAAAGGUAACUGAUGACGUUCAAAAAAGCUCCUGAAAUAUAAAUUUGAAGGCGCAGCACUCAGUUUCAAUCUUUCCUUCAAGACCCAUUGCGGAGAUUGAAAGGACAGAGAGCUAUAAGAAACAAAGUUUAAAGGCGCAGCAAUUCACGGAUAAAUAUAUUCUCUUCGAGACCCUUUCAUGGCUAAUUUCACUAUUAAAGGUACAGCGAAUCUCAAAAAAAGCUUUUAAAGGCGUAGAGUGUUAGAGUUCACCUAUUAAAGGCGCAUAACGGCUUCUGAACUCAUUAUUAAAGGCGCAGUUCGUUCUGAUGCUAAUAUUUGAAGCGCACAGGGUUAUAAUUCACCUUUUGAAGGCGCAUCAAUGGCCUGAAUUCCGUAUUAAAGGCGCAGAGUACCAUAAUUAGACUUUUAAAGGCGCGGCACAUCAUCUCAAUUCAUUAUUAAAGGCACAGGUUCUUAGCGUCUCUAACAUGAGCGAUGCUGAGCCACGGUUUUCAGAACAAGCCAACAGCUCCUGCCAGCCGAAGCAAUGCCAGGAAAGCUGCGGUGGAACCUGUGAGCGAACAGGAAAAGAGCACUGAUGUGAGCUAAUAUGAGCAACACGAAGCAAUGAUGAUCAAAAGUUUUCAGUCUAUUCCGAGGCCUCCUCGUGGCAAAGAAACGGCUCCCAGUUCGAGGACAAAAGUUUGUUAGAUGAGCUAACAUGAGCAAUGACCAGAAGUUUUCAGCCAACUCCAAGAUCUUCUCGUGGACGUUCGGUAGGCAAGAAAGAAGCGGCUCCCAAUUUGAAAGAAAAUGUUUCUGAUGUGAGAUAACAUAAGCAAUAACCAGACGUUUUUAGCCGCUCCCAAGGCCUCCUCGUGGACGUUCGGUAGGCAAGAAAGAAGCGGCUCCGAAUCCGAAUGAAGAAAUUGAAGAGGAUGUUUGUUACAUGAGAUAACAUGAGCAAUAAUCAGGCGUUUUUAGUCAACUCCGAGACCUCCUCGUAUGCCAAGCAAAAGAGACAUCAGCUCGAAAGGAAAGGUUUGCUAAAUGAGCUAAUAUGAGCAACACUGAGACGUUUUCAGUCAGCCCCAAAGCUUCCUCGUGGACGCUCGGUAGCCAAGAAAGAAGCGACCCCCAAUUUGGAGGAAAAAGUCGGUGGAAUGAGAUAACAUGAGCAACAUGCAAUAAUUAAGGUUGCCUCGGUUAGACGUCGCUCUGGUCGUUCUGUCAAGCCAACAACUCGUUAUCAGGUUCCUCCCGGAGAAGAGGUGAGCUAACAUGAGCAAUGAUGAGUUAUAAUUAGAAAUGUUUGCAAAUCGAGGCUUUUUUGGUGGAAUUCGGAUCGUUUCAGGAUUUAUGCUUUUUCUAGAACCGAUGGUGUUAUUAUUAGCUGAUAUGAGCAAUCAUGAGAAAAAUUGUGGAAAAUGAUUUUGAGAUAAUGGAGAAACUUUGGAAUAGAAAGUGUUGAGUUGAUUUCGGGUGUUAGUGAGCUAACAUGAGCAAUAAGAAGUUUUCAGGUUGCUCCGGCGAAACGACGUCGCUCUGCUAGUUCAGCCAAACCAACGCCGAGGAAACAGGCUCCUCGAGAAGAGGAAGAUGAAGUGAGCUAACAUGAGCAAUAAUGAGAAAAAAUACUUCUUCAUUGAGAUUAGGCUAUUUUGUGUGUAUGUGUGUGUAUUUUCAAUGGGAGAAAAAGAAGUAAGCUAACAUGAGCAAUUAUGAGUCAAAUAUUGAAAAUGCUCAGUUGUAAUUCAAUGAAUCUAUCUUUAGUAACAUUGAGCUAACAUGAGCAAUUAGCAAUUUUCCAGGAUACUCCGAUGAAAAUUCGUCGAUCUGGUACUUCGGCCAAGCCGACACCUCAGAUUCAAGCUCCUCCUCCUCCAGCAGUAGAAGUGGGUAUUGUGAGCUAACAUGAGCAAUAAUUAGCUAAGAUUAGGAGAGGUUGAGAGACCUAUAAGAAAGUUGUCAUAUGCCGCUAGAAUGAGCUGAAAUGAGCAAUAAUACGUGUGACAGAAGCAGAAUUGAAACUCCAGAGUGGUCCUACGGAAGCAGCCGCAAACGAUUUUGAAGAUUCCCUAUAGGGACCACUCUACCUCAACUUAAAGAAGCACUGAAGCUUGCAAAAGUGGUCACUCUAGGGGAGCAUGCUAGUGAUUCCUAUAUGUCUUUUCGAUUAUCAACGCAAAAAAAAGGAUAGAGCACUACAGGGACCACUUGAGCUUCAGGAGCUUAGGGUUCCGACGCCAAACCCUAUAGGGGCCACCUGAGGUCUAGGCGGCACUAAUUUGGUCCCUAUAGGGUUUUUUCCCCGCCUAACCACUCUAGGGGCCGCUCGGCUGAUUCAAACUUUUAAGACUCAAAAAUAUUCAUUUUCCAUGCCUUUUUUGGAACUCUCAUCACAUGGUAAAAUGACUUUUCUUUUAAAAUUAUAAUGAGCUAACCUGAGCAACAUGAAUAAUUUUCAGCUCACUCCACCGCAGUCUUCGCGCCGUGGCGCCCGUGCCCGCCAGGUCCGCAAAGUCUUUUCUCCUUGA